AUAUUUUUACUAAAAUACAUGAUACUGAAAAUUUAGAAUUACACAAUAUCAGUUUUUCUUUAAAUUAAAUCAGUGCACAACCGGAAUAAAAGUAAUAGAACAAUAUCGAUGGGAGGAAGUAGGCUGUUCUGUCUGUGUUGAUUACAAAGGUGUGGAAAGUUUGCUAAGUUUGUGGUGUGUUGGAAUUCCCUUGCUCGAGGCAUUUUUAAUCGGAAUAUCUGGUUAGGGCCACAUGCUGCCAGCCUACAAUUAAAAUGCCGGUGGUUGGUACUGCAGAACUGUGAAUAAACUUAGAUUAUCCAGUCAAGCAAGAUAUUGGAGGAGAUUAGUUAGUGUGCAGACUGGCAAGAUUAACUGGGAAGAUAAAGUAAAUAAUCUGCUUCAUAACUGCCAAAAUGGAAGUCCUGCAUAUAGGAUUACUGCUGAUAGUUUUUACAGUGUUUCAAGUGGCCUCGGGCCAGGAGUAUGACUACCGUCUCCAGCCCCAGUGUGAGCAGGGGAGUUGUUACCCCGCUACCGGUGACCUGCUUAUUGGACGAGAAAGCAACCUCACGGCAAAUUCAACAUGUGGUAUUGACCGACCCGAGCGGUACUGCAUUGUUAGUCAUUUGGAUGACGAGAAAAAGUGUUUUCUGUGUGACUCCCGAAAUGUUUGGUCGCAGUCAGCUCCAAACAGCCACAGGAUUGAAAAUAUAGUGUCCUCUUUUCGUGAGAGGAAAUUUAAGUGGUGGCAGGCAGAAAAUGGUGUUCAACAUGUGUACAUUCAGCUUGACUUAGAGGCGGAAUUUCACUUUACUCAUUUAAUUAUGACUUUCAAGACAUUUAGACCAAAGGCGUUGUACGUAGAGCGAUCAUUCGAUUUUGGCAAUUCUUGGAAAAUUUAUAGGUAUUUUGCUUAUGAUUGUGCCAAGUCGUUUCCUGGAGUGGCAACAGGACCUUUCCGGAAUUUGACCGAUGUUAUCUGUGUUUCCAAAUACUCUGAUGUCGUGCCUUCGUCAGAAGGAGAGUUGGUGUUCCGUGUGUUGCCGCCAUUUUUCCGUAUCAGCGACCCUUACAGUAAAGACGUACAGGACCUGCUCAAACUCACCAACCUCCGUGUUGUCUUCACAGAACUGCACACACUAGGUGACACAGUGUUUGACGGUCGCCAGGAUAUCCGUGAGAAGUAUUACUACUCCAUGUACGACAUGACAGUAAGAGGUAGCUGCUCGUGUUACGGCCAUGCUUCCCGAUGUGUUCCUGUUGAUGGAUAUAACAAUGAAAACAAUCUCAAUAUGGUAAAUGGCAUGUGUGAAUGUACCCACAAUACGAAGGGCCUGAAUUGUGAACUGUGUCAGGACUUCUACAACGAUAAACCAUGGAGACCUGCACAACAUUCCGACACCAACGCCUGUCAGAGAUGUGAGUGUUACAACCAUGCUACUGCCUGUCAUUUUGAUGCGGGUGUAUACGAACUGACGGGGCGUGUGAGCGGGGGAGUGUGUGACGACUGUCAGCACAACACGAUGGGCCGCAACUGCCAAGAAUGUCGGGCUGGCUACUUCCAGGACCCCAACAAGGAGCUGUAUGACCCAAAUAUCUGUCAACAGUGUGACUGUGACCCUACCGGUUCCCUGUAUGAUGGUGAGUGUGAGCGUAUGACAGACGAGGAGCUUGGUCUGGAGGCAGGGCGCUGUAACUGUAAGACAUAUGUGACGGGUCGUAGGUGUGACUCCUGUAUAGAUGGGUACUGGAACCUCCUCGAUGACAACCCUAAUGGAUGUGAAGCCUGCACCUGUGAUCCCAUGGGAACGCUGGAGAACUUUGGAUGUGACCAGUACACAGGCUACUGUACCUGUAAACGUUACGUUACCGGCAAGAACUGUGACCAGUGCUAUCCUGGGUUCUGGGGAAUGAGCAAUGACCUGAACGGAUGUCGCCCAUGUGACUGUGAUGUGGGAGGAGCAACGAGUGACGCAUGUGAUGUCGAGACGGGCCAGUGCACAUGUAAAGACAACAUCCAGGGGAGACAGUGUCACCAGGUCCAGCCUGGAUAUUUCUUCACUAGAAUGGACUGGUACACUUAUGAGGCAGAAUUUGCUGAAGGAUUUGGGAACACACGUGUUUAUAUCCGUGAGCUAAUUCCGGACUACCGUAGCUGGACGGGGCCGGGCUACAUGCGGGUGAUCGAGGGUGAUGCCAUUCUGUUUUCCGAUAUCUCCGUAGACUUCCCCAUGUACUAUGACAUUGUCAUCAGAUACGACCAGAGGAUGACAGAGAAGUGGGAUGAUGUUCGUGUACGAGUGAUUCGUCCAGACAUUGUCGACAGGGACGGACCGUGUGCCAACGCCAUUCCUCAAGAUGAUGAUAAGGCUGUCAUGUUGCAACAGAGUUCUAGGUUUGUGACUGUGGAGCCCUCUGUCUGCCUGGAGAGUGGGCAAAACUACAGCAUCCGGAUCGAGUUCAGCCGAUACAAGAGUGACCGACAAACCCCAGACGCAACUGUCCUUAUUGAUAGUAUCAUCCUGGUCCCUAACACGGAAAGCAUCCCGAUCUUCCUUGGUCCCGGGCUCCCCGAUUACAUGAAGAACGAGUACCUGCGUUACCGAUGUCGUGAACUCCAGUUGCACGUGCACCAGCCAGAACUGCCAGAUCUCUGCAAGAAGCAUGUGUUCUCCAUCUCCGGCAUUAUCCACCAUAGGGCACUUGAUUGUGACUGUGACCUGACAGGUUCUCUGAGUUUUGAGUGUGACCCAGUGGGAGGCCAGUGUCAGUGUAAGGAACACGUGGUGGGACGUCGUUGUGACCAGUGUGCUCCGGGCACUUAUGGAUUCGGACCAAAUGGAUGCACACCUUGUAAUUGCCAUGCAAUUGGAGCCAGAGAUAACUUCUGUGACAUUGAGACCGGUCAGUGUUUGUGUAUCCCCAAUGUUCACAAGCGAAUCUGCGAGGAAUGUGAACCUGGUUACUAUGGUUUCCCGUACUGCCGAGCAUGUGAUUGUAACGGGAAUGCUGAAACCUGUGAUAACCUGACUGGAGAGUGUAUUUCCUGUACAGACAACACAACAGGGGCUCACUGUGAAAGAUGUCUGGCUGGUUUCUAUGGCGACCCACGGUUGGAUGUGCGUGAGCCAUGUCGUGCCUGUAUGUGCCCUGGCGGUCCGUACAGCAAUGCCCAGCAUGCCGAUACUUGUUACUACGACCCUAGACUGGAAUACGUUGUCUGUGAAUGUGACAUUGGCUACAAAGGGCCUGACUGCGGUGUAUGUGAUGAGAACUACUUUGGAAAUCCUCAAGAAGACAACGGUACAUGUGGGAUGUGUGAAUGUAGCGGAAAUAUUGACCCAGAUGAUAUCGGGAACUGCGACCACGAGACAGGGGAAUGCCUCAAGUGUCUAUUCAACACCGAGGGCUUCAACUGUGAGAAAUGUGAAGCCGGUUACUACGGCGAUGCACUCACUCAAAAUUGUAUCGAGUGUGUCUGCAACCCUAUUGGCACAAACAAGUCAGCUGGAGAUUGUGACCGAGUGUCAGGGCAGUGCCCAUGUCUGCCCAACGUCGUGGGUCAGAAGUGUGACAUGUCGGCCCCAGGAUUCUGGAACAUGACUGAGAAAAUCGGGGCCAUCACAUGUGCCUGCGACCCAGACGGAAGCUUUGGCUUUGAGUGUAAUGAGUUCACAGGCCAGUGUGACUGCUUGAUGGGGCGUGGUGGGCGCACAUGUAGCGAGUGUGAGGACCUGUUUUGGGGAGAACCCACUGAGGAGUGCUACCCAUGUGAGUGUGACGUACAAGGCUCAGCGCAGGCCCAGUGUGACCGCAAAACCGGCCAGUGUGUGUGUAAGGUGGGAAUCAGUGGCUACAAGUGUGACCGAUGUGACCGGGGAACCACCGGGGAGCUGCCCAACUGUGUGCCCUGCGGAGAUUGCUUUGACAACUGGGAUAGGGUUGUCAGGGACCUUAGGGACCAAACUAGCUCACUGGUAAGCCAGGCUGAGAAUAUCGCCAUUGAGGGUGCGGCCGGGGCGUUUGACAAGGAGUUCCGUGUGAUGGAGGAUAACCUGGCUGAGAUACGAAGAAUCGUGGAGGGUGCAGGCGUAUCUUCUUAUGACGUUGAGGAGUUACAGAUGAUGAUUAAAACCAUGAGGGAGAACCUGACUGCCAACAUCGAGGACCUGGAUACCAUGGAUGAGAACCUCCAGACCACUAUGGGUCGUAUACAGGAGGGGAACAGUCGCAUAUCUGCCCUACAGCUAGGUGUAGAGGAACUCAACAAGAAGGCCGAGUUGCUCCGGAAAAAUGCUAGCGAUAUACAGGCUCAGGACGUUGAAGGUGCAAUCAACAUCACACGAGAGGCUGAACAGAGGUCCCUGCAGGCACAGAGUGUAGUGGAUGGCACCAACAAGUACCUAGAUGACUCUGCCGCUGUUCGUGGCCGUGUAGAGAAAAUCCUGGAAGACAACUUAAGUGACUUCAACACAAGUAUUGAGAACAACCAGGAGGCCCUCAGAGAGCUUGACGAUAAAGUGUCUAUGCUCAGUGAUAUGCUCCCGGAAAUUAAUGGCAAAGUGUGUGAUCGUUCAGGUGACCCAUGUGAUGAUGUGUGUGGCGGGGGUGGGUGUGGCUCUUGUGGAGGGCCCAGCUGUGAAAAAGGGGCUGUUACCAGGGCAGAUAAUGCCCUGGACCUGGCCAUGAAGGCAGAAACUCUCCUGAAUGUAAAGGAAAACAAUGCUCAAGGACUUGCAACAAAUGUUUCCCGUGCCCAUGACCUUUCCCAGAUGGCCAAAAUGGAGGCCCAGAUGGCAUUUGCUGAGGCGUCGAAGGCCAAGACGGCCUCAGAGGACACGAGAGCUGACCUAGAGAAACUCCUGACUGAUGUGAGAGAUUUCCUGCAGCUGAAUGGGGCAGAACCAAAAAACAUAGAGGCUACCGCGAAUGAGGUACUGGCUAUGACAAUCUCGCUACAGCCUGAGCAGGUGAUCCAACUUGCCCAGGAGAUUAACCAGACAAUCCAGGGUCUACAGAACAUCGACAACAUCCUUGAUGACACACGUGAGGACCUCGGCACUGCUGAGAAGCUCAAAGAGAGAGCAGAAAAUGCCUCAAAGGCAGCAGCAGCCAUCUUGGACAUAGCCCAGGGUGUUUUGAAGGCACUGAACGGCUCAAAGGAGGCUCAAGACAAGGCUAAGAUGGCCAUCGACCAAGCCGACAGUGACAUCAGCGAUGCCCAAACCGAUCUUACACAGAUCGAGUCAGAAACUACGGCCGCAGAGGAGAAGUCUAAGAACACGAUGGACAAGGUGGAUACGUUGCGGGAGAACCUGGACGGGCUACAGACAAAGAUUACCGAGAAUGAGUUCAAGGUGAAAAAUGCCGAGGACACAGCUAAUGAGGCAGAAAACCUCGCUAACCAGGCAUCUACGAAAGCACAAAGUCUUGAAGAUCAGUACCCAGAUGUUUUGAAUAAACUGAACGACAAAUACAACUCGACUGCUGAUGCCAAGAGCAGGGUGGAGAAUCUGAGAAAGCGUGCCGAUGACCUGGCCACAGAAUCUACUGCCAAACUGAAGAAAUUAAGAGAUAUGAACACGGAGUUUGAGAAUUAUGAACAGCAGCUUGUUAAGCUAACCAGUCGUAUAGAUGAAUAUAAUGCUAAUAUGACCAAAUACUUGGAGGCUAUUCAACAGAAGGCCAAUGACUAUAGAACAUGUACAACAUAGUUACGUAUAGGGCAUUAGUUAUAAAGCUGACUUUCACUGAGGACAAUUGCAAUAUUUGAUCUGUUUUGUGUGUAAAUUGAUUUUGUGCGACGUAUUUUGGAUGUCGGCUGACUGACAGAUUCACUACAGCUGUGAAACGCCUCUCGACUUUUUCUUGAAUUAAUUUCAUUUUUGUUGUUCAAGAGAUUGUGUUUCCAAAGCAAAGGAAUGUCCGGACCAAAGAAACUCUGAUAUGUAAUGUACAGUGAAAACCAAACAAUGUAUAAAUAUCUACUUAAUGGAUCGAAAUAAUAGACAAGUAAGCCAACACCUUAGGGAGGGAUAACUGAGGACUGUUGUCAAGAUGUUCCGAUUUACUUUUCUCAUUUUGACUGGAAAAAAAUCUAGUGAAACUGACAGUAGAAAGUUGGUGUGGAAACUAAUGCAAUUAAAUUUGCGUAAGAUAUCUACCAGUAUAUGCUUUAUGUGACUGUAAUGUGAGUUUCAUUCAAUGGGCUGUUUCAGUAAAGAUUUAAAGUCGAUUUUAGUCGUAAAUUGAAAUUAUCUUAGUGUUAUAGUUGCAUUAUUUUGCUACAUAUUUGAGUGAACAGAAAUUGAGCCAGUAUUUAAAAUGAAUGCAAAGUUAAGAAUAAAAAUCAGUAUGUUCCCAUUAUUGACAUUUAUACAGAUUAAAGAUUAUUUACUGGUAAUAUAAAUAAAAUCCUCAAAUGUUAAAUACUUUUUGAAAAGGGCCACAGGAACUUUACAAAUUGCCACACAAUUCAAGCGAGUAUUGGAAGAGAUUUUUGAAUAAGGUUCUAGAUAUUCUCUUGAAGAGAAAUAUUGAAGGUUAGAAAGAAAGGAAAUGGUAUCUUUUCAUAGUAAGCAAUUCAUUUAAAUUCAUUCUCAGGUUUACGGCAUAGAAUUGUAUUUUUGUUGAAUCUCAAAUGAGACAGUCUUCAGGAAAGUAGCAAUGUACAGUGGAAGAGUCAGUGACCCGGAGCUUUGUUAGGUUUACGAUAUGUUUCACUUGUUUAACGGCCAGUAUUUACACAGCGAGUAGAUUAUUUAUUGUUAUAAUGUUGAAUCCGGUAUGCUGUACUUAAUGUGUAUAGAAUGUUAACUGUACACAGUUAAAACUCUUUUAACGUAGCAUAUGCUUAAAUCUUACACCGAUUUAAAGGGGAAAUAUGUUACGCUUGGUAACAUUUGAAUCUCUUCCAAAGAUAAUUGAUUUGUCAACAGUCUGGUGUGUAAAAAAACCCCAUUAAAAUACGGACAAUUUCACUUUUUUGAAAGGAAUUUGAAAAAUGGUCAUGUAUAUGAAUGACAUCAGUUUAAGUUUUCUCGGUGGCUUGACAAUAAUCGACUGCUUUACACAUAAUAUGAUGAUGGUUCUGUGUUUUAUCUAUUCUGUUUGUUCAUCUUUUCACCAAUCUCUCAUGUGAUACAUACAACUUACCCCCCGUGCCAUAAGACGAUCGCUUGUAUAAAAAUGUAGUUAUUUAGUCAAAGCUUUGUUUUAUAGGGCUAAAAAGCAAUUUUAUUCACAAAGUCUUGUUUUAACUGUUCCUUGCUAUUUUUUUGUAUCCAUGUUUUGUUUUAAACCAAAUGCUGCUUUGGCGUUUUAUUGUGUACGAAAACGUAUUUUUUAUCUGUAUUAUAAAUCGUGUAUUUUAUGAUUUUUUUUUAUAACUAGAUUCAGAAUUAUGGCAAAAAAUGGCUUAUACAUGUAGAUAAGGAUGUUAAACAAAGACGCAUAUAUAAUAUUCCAUGAGUUUAAUUGAUUUUAAAAUCAUUUUGAAAUACAACAAAGAACUAUAAGAAGUCAUUAGUUUCAUAGAAUGUUUGAACAAAUUAAAAUAGAUAUCGUCUUAGAACUGCAAAGAUUGAAUGAAUGAAAUAAAUAUGGAUUUUAAUUUAUGAUUUUAACUUAAGAACUUUGUCAUAAUUCUGAAGCCAGUUUUAGUCUUGUGUACAAUGUACCAUUCUUUAUGGUACCCAUGUUUGGCUAUUCUAUAUCAUGAACUCUGGGACAUCCAGUGUGUGUAUACCACGUGAUAAAUUACGUCAUAAAUGCUACGUCGGAAAUUAUCAGGUGCUAUACACACACUGACAUCGCUGUCCUAUCUUUUAUGGUGUACCUAACAUUAAAACUUGCAUUGUAUUUACUCAUUAUCAGCAUACGUGUAAAUUCAUUAGAUUUUUACAAUUUCAAAAGGACUGCUUGACAAUAACUUAUUGCUUUCAAUUAUAUCUAUUGCAAAAGAACAAAUUUCAAUAGUUUGAUCAAAACCUUCAAUGUACAUUGUAAAUAUAUUUUGCUGAUUUGAAAAAAAGAGAAGAAAUGGUGACUGUAAUUUUAAUAGAUAACUGUGUCCAUGUUUAAUUUGUGUACACACAUAAUAGGCUGAAGCUAGACACGGCCUGUGCUAUUUAUAGAAGCAUUUUCCUGUAUCAUCAUCGUUUAUUUUUACCAAAAACCCAUAAGGCUUUCAAUGCCAGUUUUUAAUUGUGUUGUGACAAAAGUUCUCUUAGCAAAAUUGAGCUACGAAUAUCAUAUCUUGUGCCAAGUCGUUGUGAGUCACAAAUUAUAUAUUUAUAUUAUACAUUUAUACAUACUUUGUAUAUUUAUAGUGUAUUUGAUAAUUAAGAAAUUACCUCAGUUUGCGAGAAUUUAGUCAAUUUUAUAUAGAAUAUAGUAUGUACAACCAUAAUUACUACCUAUGUUAUAAUAGCAUAAUUUACUACUUCAAAACCUGACAUACAGGUAGCUAUACUGCAGGUAUACCUUUGUAUUGGAAACUUAUUAUUGCCAGUUCUUUUCUUUUGCUUCUUACAGAAUAAUUCAUUCACUGUGAUAAUAAAUUGAACGAGGAAUUUAGAAAUCUUCCAAACUAUUUCUGUAACAUAAAUCACAUGGCUGGAGUAACAGCUCAAUGUUAUUCCUUGUAUGAAACUUUGAAUUCGGUAAAUUCAUUAGUUUCAAAAAGCUUACUGAAAUGAAAUAUCGCAUAAAUAUAUGCGUCAAUAAUAAGAAUGUUAAUAUGUAAUGGAAAUAUGAUAAAUUAAUUGUUUGAUUUUAAUUCAGGACACCUUAGAUCAAAUACAGCACCACCGGGCCUCAAUUUCUUGAAACUUCUGAUGCCUCUUAUAACAGGUUUAAGCUAAGCUCACUUUCUUAAUUUUGCUAUAAUUCAGUUUUUGUAUUUACUUCUUUAAUAUUUCUUAGACUUCAAAUAGGAAUUAUCUUUCUUAUUAUUACGAUUAACCAUUGUUCUUUUCUCAAAAUCUAAUUUAAGUAUGCAUUUUGGCUUUUUGAAAUAAGCUACUUAUGCCUGUUAGCCUUCAGAAGUUUCGAGAAAUUGGAACCCCGAUUAUAAAUAAACACAAUCAAUUCUCAAGAAGCUAAUUGCUCAAUUUUUGUGAUCUUGGCGCCAGUGCAUCCAUCAUAGACUAACAUCCUUUUAUCCCUCAGAAAUACAUGAAAAUCAACUUCCUUUUCAAUCAUUGGUUAGGUUUGUUUUUAGCAGUUUGUGCGUUACUGUUAAGGCAUUAUCACUUGUGUUAUAAAUAAGCCCGUCUGUAAACAAAUCUAUAGGCAUACACUACAUGUUCAUUUUGUGAUCAGUACCAAAUGUCAAUAAUAAUGACCAAAUUUAUGUCGUCUAUCUUUAAAUCAACUGCCGUUGUGGCAAACGAACCAGUCAAAAAUGUGUAAAUACUAGUUGUAGCAUAAUAUGAGUGUACCAGAUCUGUUUUCUGGUGUUUUGGUAGGUUGUCUAUAAUGUUUAUCAUGGUUUUGAAGCUUUAGUAAUUUUGUACUCAAUGCAUUUUUGUUUAAACAUUUGGUAUUACUUUUGUGUACACAAAUAAAAAGCAACGUAAUAAAUUGGCAGUCCCUCCA
Molecule: messenger RNA, 9582 nt
Organism: Mya arenaria
Lineage: Eukaryota; Metazoa; Mollusca; Bivalvia; Myida; Myidae
Product: laminin subunit beta-1-like
Exons: 31
Coding region: 396-5696 (1766 amino acids)
Source: RefSeq, a predicted model, not a curated record